This is a messenger RNA of Salvelinus namaycush (lake trout), 651 nucleotides long. Its product is annotated as repetitive proline-rich cell wall protein 1-like. The coding region runs from base 1 to 651 and encodes 216 amino acids. Lineage: Eukaryota; Metazoa; Chordata; Actinopteri; Salmoniformes; Salmonidae. The record is from RefSeq and is a predicted model, not a curated record. The transcript has 2 exons.
AUGGAAGAGAAAGAGAUCUACAGAACCCCAGCUCACACUGCAGAGAUGGAAGAGAAAGAGAUCUACAGAACCCCAGCUCACACUGCAGAGAUGGAAGAGAAAGAGAUCUACAGAACCCCAGCUCACACUGCAGAGAUGGAAGAGAGAGAGAUCUACAGAACCCCAGCUCACACUGCAGAGAUGGAAGAGAGAGAGAUCUACAGAACCCCAGCUCACACUGCAGAGAUGGAAGAGAAAGAGAUCUACAGAACCCCAGCUCACACUGCAGAGAUGGAAGAGAGAGAGAUCUACAGAACCCCAGCUCACACUGCAGAGAUGGAAGAGAAAGAGAUCUACAGAACCCCAGCUCACACUGCAGAGAUGGAAGAGAAAGAGAUCUACAGAACCCCAGCUCACACUGCAGAGAUGGAAGAGAAAGAGAUCUACAGAACCCCAGCUCACACUGCAGAGAUGGAAGAGAAAGAGAUCUACAGAACCCCAGCUCACACUGCAGAGAUGGAAGAGAAAGAGAUCUACAGAACCCCAGCUCACACUGCAGAGAUGGAAGAGAAAGAGAUCUACAGAACCCCAGCUCACACUGCAGAGAUGGAAGAGAGAGACAGAGGAAAGCAGAUCUUUGGGUUAAAUGAGUCCAUAUGGUAUAGUCUCUGA